UACAGUAGUCACAUGAAAUGGGGGGAAGUAACCCUUCAGCCAACUCUCCUCCCCUCUCACUCCUCCUCCUCCUCUUCCUCCUCCUCCUCCUCUUCCUCGCCGCGCGGGGCCACACUCCUCCUGACUGCGUUGCCGUCAUGGCCGACUCUCCUCUCAACAACUCCUGGCCGUCCUUCUCCAGGCUGUGGAUGAAGAGGUGGUCCUUCAAGAGAGCGUCAGAGUGUAAGCCUUAUAGUGGACAAGAGGAUGUUCAUCUUCAUGCAGCAGCAACAACAACAACAUCCCCCACCUCGCCAUCAUCGCCUGCAUCCAUCACUGAGGACGUCUUCUUUGGUGCAUCCAACAAGGAUCAGGACAGGAUCUCGGUGGUGAGCGAGGGCGACCUACGAGGCGUGGAAGUGAGCAGCAGCGUGGAAGACCUCAGCUCUUCUUUGGGAGACUCGGACUACUUCAGGCACCUGAAUGCUGACCUUGCAGGGCCCCUAAAAGACAGCGGCUCCCAGACCACAGCGCCCCCAUCGCCCUCACUGGCGCCCCCUACUGAGGAGGCACCCGGGGGCACCCUGGUGGUCACCCAGCUGCGUCCCAACCGCCCCCCCAGCUGUGUGACGGACUCCUCGGGCCCCGGGGUCGGGCUGAGGUUGACAAUUCAUCUGAGCGGACUGCUGGGAGCCACGGAAACUACGGAGAGCACCAAAACAAAGCAGAACACCGAACAUUCCGAGGUGGACAGUUUCCCCGGUUUAGCAAGAUCCAUGUCCACGUCCCGGCGACACAGCUGGGGGGUCCCGGUGGCCCCCAUCAACCUGGCCAGGAGACUAAGUCUAGACAUCAUGGCCAUGGACAGUGCAGAAGAGUUGCAGUGCAGUCAUCAGAGGACAAACACAUUGUGUGGCCAGGAGGAGACGACUGUGUGCAGUCCUGCUAAGGCUGCAGGCAAGCAAGUUUACUCUCGCUCGGACAUCCUGGCCAGCGAGGCGUGUUGUCGUGCUGCUCACAUCUCUCACGUCCUGCACUCCUCCACGCAGGCAGCCAGGGCUGCAGGAGAAGAGUUCGACCCUGAGGAACACCUUCACUCCACUGAGGGCCAAAGUCACAUGCUGAUGGUACAGAAAGUUCUGCAGGAGCUGAAGUUGUACCACGGAGCCAAGCAGAGAAGCAACAAAACCCACAACAAAGAGAAUGUCACAUGGUACGAGUUCCUGUCCAACGACAGGAACGAGGAAGAGGACGAUCGAGCUGAGAAGGUGGAAAAAGGUACCAAGGUGAAGCGGACGCUGAGCUCGUUGAGGAACAGGAUGACAGGGUCCUUCAACAAAGAAAAGGGUAAGAACCGAGACAAAGAGCCCCAGCAAAGGGCCCGGGAGAAGGAGGCCCAGGAGACCGAGGGCAGCCACAGCAACGGCCAUGUUUUGGCGCUGGGCACUUUCUCCAGCUGUGCCACCUGCUCGCUGUGCGGCAAGACUCUGCAGAAAAAGCACAGCCUGCAAUGCAUGAAUUGUGCUGUGAAUGUUCACAAGAGCUGCAAGUCUCUGCUGGGUGAGUGCACCAGCACCAAGAACAAGAGAGAUUCUUUAUCAAGGACAGGCCUGUCUGGAUCCCCUAAUAUUGGACUGAAAGAGCGCGCCAGAGAGCACGAGCAGUCGGGCACACCCUCGUCACAAACCCAACUGAAUGGGAACCCAACUUUCCCCGGCGCCCCCGGCAUGACCAUCAUCCCUCGGGGACGAAGUAACCAGCCCAGUGCGUCCUGUCCUGCAGCGCCCACUUCAAACCUCAGCAUCCCAGCGUCCUGUGUGUUGUCUCUCAGAACUCUCCACGGGGAGAUGGAUGAGACCGACGCCCUUCGCUCCAAGCGCUGCAACGAAGACACCAUUUCCCUCGUCCCCUCCACCACGGAGUCCAUCAUAGUGGAAGAUGCUCACUACGCUGCAGUACGGGCUGAUCUGGAGUCUGAUGCGCAGGACCUGGAAGCAGAGUCCUGGAGUUUGGCUGUUGACCAGCAGUAUGUUAAGAAACACUCCAAAGAGGCCACGAAAAGACAGGAUGUCAUAUACGAGCUGAUGCAGACGGAAAUGCAUCACGUCCGCACGCUGAAGAUAAUGCUGCGCGUCUACGUCAAAGAGUUGAAGGAGAACCUCCAGCUGGAUUCAAGCAGGCUGGACUGUCUCUUCCCACGCUUGGAGAACCUCCUGGACCUCCACACGCAUUUCUUGUCUCUUCUCAAAGAACGCCGACGAGACAACAUUGUUUCGCCCGCCGACGACAACAACUAUACGGUCGACAGAAUAGCAGACAUACUAAUUGCACAGUUUUCAGGUGAAAUAGGUGAGAAGAUGAAGGAAUGUUACGGGGAUUUCUGUAGUCACCACACGGAGGCGGCGGGCUACUACAAAGAACAGAUGCAAGCAAACAAAAGGUUCCACAGCAUCAUACGGAAAAUCAACAACCUGUCCAUCGUGCGGCGGUUAGGAGUAUCCGAGUGCGUUCUGUUGGUGACACAACGCAUCACCAAGUACCCAGUGCUGGUGGAGCGGAUUCUGCACAACACUGAAGUUGGUACUGAGGAGCACACGGAGCUGACCCGAGCACUCGGCUUAAUUAAAGACACUAUUGUUCAAGUGGACGCCUUGGUGAAUCUGCACGAGAAGACGUGUCGCCUUCGCGACAUCCACAACAAGAUGGAGCCGAAGGCGCUGGGGAAAAUCAAAGAUGGCCGGGUGUUUCGCCGGGAGGACUUGGCACAAGGUCGGCGACGGCUACUGCAUGAAGGGACGGUCAACUGGAAAGCUGCUUCUGGCAGGCUCAAAGAUAUUCUGGCUGUUCUCCUCUCAGAUGUGUUACUGCUGCUGCAAGAGAAGGAUCAGAGAUACGUGUUUGCUACAGUGGACAACAAGCCGUCGGUCAUCUCGCUUCAGAAGCUGAUUGUGAGAGAGGUGGCCCACGAAGAACGAGCCAUGUUUCUGAUCUGCGCUUCCUCCAACGAGCCGGAGAUGUACGAGAUCCACACGGCCUCCAAGGAGGAGAGAAACACGUGGAUGACACUCAUACGGCAGGCUGUUGAUAGCUGUCCUCAUACCGAGGAGAGGCUGUUCAGUGAGGAGGAAGAGGCGCGAGCUUCCAGGUUUAAAGAAUUUCAAGAACGGUUGAGCCAGAAGGAUGCCGUCAUCGUCCAGGCACUUUCUGAGAAGCUGCAGCUUUUUGCAGACAUGGCGGACACUGUCGCGGGUCUGGAGGACGCGGCUUCUCGCUCCAAACUGCUGUUACGGGGUGAUGCCUCGGAUCUCCAGCAGGGGGAGACAUUGCUGAAAGGAGCCAUCACCGAGGUGGAAAACCUACAGAAUUUGCUCCAAUCUGGAAUAAGGGAGGAGAUGCAGGAUGAAGAGAGCGGCUCUGGACUGCUUCCUAGGAGAGCAGACACCUUUGGGGGCUACGACAGCAUCCUCACCACGAAUGGCAGUGUCAACAACAACUUUUCUGGCCAGUCCAGAAACCGAGACCGAAGCCAGCGGGCCAGCUCUGACCCUCAGCUCAAAGAUCUGUGUGGCAGCCGGACUCUGGAGCAGACGGUCAACGAAAGCUGCCGCACUUCGACCAGAUGGAACCGGAUCUGGUGCAGCUCCUACCCUGAGGCAGAGUUCUUUGAGCGAGUACUAAUGCUUUCCCAAAGGCUCUACAGUCUGCAGGCCAUCAUAUCGCAGCAGGACAGCCACAUGGAGCUGCAGCGCGUCUCGCUGACGGAGCGAGCCUCCCUGCCCGGCCGCCACCGCGGCAACGUGCUCCUGGAGCAGGAGAAGCAGCGGACGCUGGCCCUGCAGAGAGAGGAGCUCGCCAGCUUCCACAAACUGCAGUCCCAGCAUCGGCAAGAGCAGCAGCGCUGGGAGAAGGAGCGCGCCAGGCACCGCCAACAAGUGGAGGCCACAGAGGCCAGGCUGUGGCAGAGGGAGGAGGAGUGCAGGCACUUGGAGGAGCGUCUGGCAGAAGAGAGGGUGGAGCUGGAGAGGCAAAGGGAGACCUACCAACAGGACCUGGAGAGGCUGAGAGAAUCCACCCGGGCUGUUGAGAAGGAGAAGGAACGCCUGGAACACCAGAAGAAGAUCAAGAGGAAAACCAUCGAGGUGGUUCCUCUGGCAGGCAGCCUAAACGGGGAGCUCCUCUUAUCCUCCGGCCUCAGUGGCUCCACCGGCCUCUCUGAAGCCCCCCUGCCCCAGAAGCCCCUUGUGCGUGGCAGCCUCUCCGUGGCACCGGCUGACUACUCGGAGCGGCCCGAGGUGACGUUGCGGCGGGACGCCAGCUCCUCCGCCCUGCCGUUGAAGACCGAGGUGCCGCUCCACCUCUUCAGCACCACCAACCAGCAGCACAAACUGCUGGGGGUGCAGCAGCAGAUCCCCACCAAACUGGCCGCCCUCAGCAGCGGCAAAGGGAAGGGAGUCAAGAGCGGGAAGGCCUCGCAGCGUACUGACAGCACUGCCUCCGUGGACAUGAAGCAGAUUCUUCCUCUGAAGCUGUCUGCUCGCGACGACAACGCCCUCAAAGCCAAGCGCUCCGUCAGCCCCAACCAGCAACCGCCUCCUAUGCCUCCCUCCCUGCAUCAUCACUUAGAUCCAAGCCCUCCAGACAUUUCCGGACCGGAUUCCCAUUCUACGGUUCCUGGCAUCAGCCACCCUGCAACUCUCCACAAGCCUCCCGUGCCUCUCGCUCAGCCUCACUCCAUCCUGCCGGCCCAGGUGCAGCCACAGGGCCUCUGCCCUGACCCCCACAUGCCGCCGCCACCGCCGCCCUACAUCAGCACAGAAGACCUCAACAAGGAAGAUGUCAUCUUCUUCUGAAUUCACAUCAGCAGUCUUAAUAUAUUUACUCUCUUCUAAAGCCCAAACAUUUGGCUUCUUUACAUGAAUCGAUCCAAAGAUGUCAGCCAUUGUCAGUGAAAGAAGUCCAAUGAUGUGAAGACCAGACUGACGUGUGCGUCAACAGGAACACUUGCUUGGUGGUUCAUUUGCACAGUGUAAAUACUCCAUUCCUGACUCUUGAACGAGCCUUUAGGGGUCUUUUUAUAAUGCUUUGUAGUGUUCUUAACUACACUUUUAGGGAUAUUUUUCUAAUCCUAGAAAUGAUCAAGUCAACACCCUUUGUUGAAAUAUUCUUCCCUCCAUGUGACUGAGUGAAGGUAGGAGGCGGUGUACCCCCUGGAUACAAUCACGGGUCCCCUUUCGUUUUAAGCCUACACUUUUUAUUAUGGUCCCUUUUUAAAAAACAAAACAAAUGUACAGAUCUAUAAUGAAGACAUCAGAUUUUGAAUGUUAUCAGUGUGUGUUUAGACUCUGAUUGAAGUUUUUGGCCGGCUGGUGAAGGCAAAAUACAGUCGUGGUCAAAAGUGUACACACACUUGUAAAGAA
This is a messenger RNA of Nerophis lumbriciformis (worm pipefish), 5396 nucleotides long. It is a transcript of the gene arhgef18b, whose product is annotated as rho/rac guanine nucleotide exchange factor (GEF) 18b. Gene Ontology annotation, molecular function: guanyl-nucleotide exchange factor activity. NCBI's taxonomy places the organism in Eukaryota, Metazoa, Chordata, Actinopteri, Syngnathiformes, Syngnathidae. Gene Ontology annotation, biological process: small GTPase-mediated signal transduction. The record is from RefSeq and is a predicted model, not a curated record.